Lotus japonicus is the source of this 1399-nucleotide messenger RNA. RefSeq names its product BON1-associated protein 2-like. The transcript has a single exon. Bases 447 to 950 code for a protein of 167 amino acids. Lineage: Eukaryota; Viridiplantae; Streptophyta; Magnoliopsida; Fabales; Fabaceae. The record is from RefSeq and is a predicted model, not a curated record.
CAGAGCAAUUGAAAACCAAUUCAAAACAACACUUCUAAAUUUCCAAGUAACUUUCUUAUUGCUCUUUCUACUUACCUCUCCAUGCAGUUCAAAUUUCAAAAUGAAAAGACUUUGCUUGGUCCAUCACAGACUUUUCCAAACCAUCCCCCAUUAUUCUAACGGCUAAUUCAUCUCAAACAAAUCAACUGAAAGAAACAACCCCUCUCUUUCUCUCUUCUUUCCCUCAUAUUUCCUUCCAAAACCCAUAUAUAAUUCUCUUCUUUCCCCCUUUUCCCCUUCAACCUUUAUGUUUAACCCCCCAAUAUAUCCAUAUUUAUCUAAACUUACACAUACUUCAAGUCAGGGUUUUAAACUGCAGUGUUGUGAUCGCAUCAACCCGCAUUUGUCCGUAAAUUCCGCAACAUAGUCGCAAUUGUAAUUUAAAACUCUGUUUUCAAAAUUUUGGAAUGAACAACCAGCCAAUGUCUCACACUCUUGAGAUCACCAUUUUGUCCGCAGAAAACCUUUCUACGAAUAAAAAGUCCUUAGAGGGAAAUGCAUUGUUUGUUUCUCUUCAGUCGGAUUCAAGCAAUGACAUCUAUUCCACAAAUGUGGAUUCAGAAGGUGGUGGAACAAGGAAUGAGAAGCUUGUGAUGGAGUUGCCAUUGGAUGCAAGGUUUAUAACAGCUGAAGUGAAAUGCAAAGCAUCAAAGGGGACAAAGAGUGUUGGAAUGGCCAGAAUACCAGUGUCAGAUUUAGUGGGACAUCAUGUGCACCAAGAUCAAGUGCAGUUCUUGAGUUACAGGCUAUGGGACAGUAAGGUGGAGAGAAAUGGUGUGAUCAAUGUUUCAGUGAGGGUGAAAGUUCCGGAAUAUGCUUUUCCGGUGAUGGGAAUGCUGGUGGCCGGCGGUGGUUCCAAUGGUGUUGUUACUGGGAUUCCAGCUUGGUUAAGCUAUCAAGGACAACUUUGAAGUACAAUUGAAGCAAGUAUUUUAAAAAUCAUGCUCAGUUCAAUCAUAAGUUUCUAAGAAGAACCCGUUCUUUUUUGUUUGUAACUUUCCUCCUACAAUGAAAAUGAAUAGGAUUUGAUAUUUUCCCGAAAGCAAAUAUAUCUCCAAAAGCUAGCUGCACCCUUUUUAUUUGUUAAAAAAAUGGUACGACAGAGAGAAAAUUCAGAGACAAGAGACAAGGCGUUAGUGGCAUGCAAGGAGAUCGGUAUAGACUCACUCUAGGUAGGAGCGCUAGGGGUCGGGAUCUCCCUGAGAAGAGUUGUCCACCAACUAAGAUUCUACUACUAGAGGUUCGAACCUCGACCUAUAGAAAGAUGAGAGUUAAACUCGAAACAUGUGAUCAGUUAUAUUAACCCAAGUUCGCAAGUUAGUUGCACCUUGUAAAUGAGUGAUGCGUUUGCUAGAUUAAC